Molecule: messenger RNA, 1800 nt
Organism: Cladophialophora carrionii CBS 160.54
Lineage: Eukaryota; Fungi; Ascomycota; Eurotiomycetes; Chaetothyriales; Herpotrichiellaceae
Exons: 2
Coding region: 1-1800 (599 amino acids)
Biological process (GO): transmembrane transport
Cellular component (GO): membrane
Molecular function (GO): transmembrane transporter activity
Source: RefSeq, a predicted model, not a curated record
AUGCCUCACGUCAAGGAAGACAAUGACAGCCGUGCCUUAGCAUUACUCGGCAAGAAGCAAGUGCUCAAAAGACGAUUUGGGUUCUGGUCUCUCUUCGGUUUUGCCGUUUGCGAACUCAUCACCUGGGAAACAGUACUUGCUCUGUUCAGUCAAGGCUUCGACAAUGGCGGACCGGCAGGUCUCGUCUACGGCUUCAUCAUUGCCUGGUCCAGUACUCUGUCAGUGUACACGGUCAUCUCGGAGCUCGCGUCCAUGGCACCGAUUGCUGGGGGCCAGUACUACUGGGUGUACAUGCUCGCUCCACCACGCUGGAAGGUGUUUAGUAGCUAUAUCAUCGGCUGGCUGACCUCUCUUGCCUGGAUCGCCACCGUCGCAACGGAGACCAUCUUCGCGGGUACAAUGAUUCAGGGCGCCAUCAUUCUGGACAACGAGAACAGCUACGAGGCCAAACGCUGGCACGGCACGCUCUUGGCGUGGCUGGUUAUCGCGGUUGCCAUCUUUAUCAAUGUGGUUAUCCCAGGAGCACUGCCGAAGGUUGAGAUCUUCAUCAUUGUCUUCCACAUUGCCGGAUUCAUUGCCAUCCUGGCAACACUGUGGGCAACGGCACCACAUAACUCCGCCCACUUCGUCUUCACCACGUCGCUGAACGAAGGCGGCUGGCCCACGCAAGGACUCUCCUACUGCGUGGGAUUUCUCGGUAAUGUGGCAACAUUUGUCGGCGCCGAUGCCUCCGUGCACAUGGCUGAAGAAGUCGAGAAUUCUGCACUCAAUAUCCCCCGCGCCAUAAUUGCAAGCAUGUGCAUCAAUGGCCUCGUUGGGUUUGUCAUGAUGUUGACCGUCUUGUUCUGUCUUGGAGAUGUUGAUUCCGUGCUCGAGACCGCCACGGGAUAUCCGUUCAUUCAGAUUUUCUACAACAGCGUGAAUUCCAUCUCCGGCGCAACAGUCAUGGUCGCCGUCGUCCUGAUCCUGACCUGGGCCUGCGCCACCGGGAUAAUAACCACCGCGUCCCGAAUGACCUGGUCCUUCGCGCGCGACAAGGGCACGCCCUUCAGCAGCACGAUUGCCUACGUGUCGCGUGUCCGAAGGGUUCCCGUUGUGGGCGUCGCCGUAGUCACCACACUGGCCGCCUUGCUCACAUUGAUCUAUAUUGGCAGCACCACGGCAUUCAACGAUGUGAUUUCCCUGACGAUCACGGGAUUUUACUGCUCGUAUUUCCUGCCCGCGGCAUUUCUGCUGUGGCACCGAGUCAAAGGACACAUCGAGCCCCAUCGGAAGGAGACGCCCGGGUUGCCCAUCGACGACGACGCCGGCAUGGAAAGCAGCAACAGUAACUCCGACCCGGUCGUUGAGAAAAUCGCCACCCCGCCAGGCGUGGGCGCCGGCACCGAACUUUACGGAGAGAAGAAAAACCCGCUGCAUCCUGAAUCCGACCCUCCUCCUCCUCCACUACCGACCAGCAGCCCAGGGAACCUACCCACCUUUGAGAUCCAGAACCGUCGGCCCAGCCUGAUCGCCCAAGCUCCGCUGCAGUGGGGACCCUUCCACCUGCCGGGCCUCCUCGGCACGCUGAACAACGCCUACGCCUGCGUGUACAUGAUCUUUGUGAUUUUCUGGUCCGUAUGGCCGCCCGUCACGCCCGUGGACGCGACCACGAUGAAUUACUCCGUCGUCGUGACGAGUGGAGUCGUCAUCUUCAGUAUAGUAUGGUACUGGGUCCGGGGACGGGAGGAAUACCACGGCCCGACGAUCGACGACGAGGUCAAGGCUGUCAUGAGGCUGGGCAGCGUUGUUGCAGUGUAG